GGAUCCCAUCUGUCCGUGUAAUGCGAGUUUUUAUUGUAGCGACGAUACUCCUCCCGGAACCUCCUUGACAUUUUGCAGACUUAGAAGGAACCAGAAAUAUUAAGCGAGCGAAGGGGCAACAACAGAGAGGUCUCCACCUCCUCCUUGCUCCGAGGCGUCAGGAGAAAGGCGCUUCGUUUGCGCGGAGUUCAGGGCUGCUCAGCGCCCAUCCCUAAGCAGAGCGAGCAGGCAACUCAUAAUGGGACUCCGCAGAGGCCAGGUCCUUAAAACCGGGUGGAAAUCAAGGCACAGGAAGUUAAGCCCCAGAGGUGCGUGAAGACACUCAAGUUACAUGUUCCAGCUCUUUCUUCCUCGUGACUCACACGCCCCAAAAACCGAGGCCCGCUUGCAGCCCGCGCUGGCUGCCUCCUUACGCACCCCGCCGCCCGCCCAGUUUCUCCAUUUCUGCGCCGCCCGCCCGCAGUCAAACUGCUGUUGUUCCAACUCUGUUUUCUGGAGAGGGGCUGGCAGGGACUCGGCGGAGCAGCCUCUCCUUCUCCCCCGCCCUUCCCUCCAGUGCUUGGAGGAUUAUUGCUCAAAGCCGGCUGCUCCAGCGCAAGGGAGGGAUUUACCUGCUGCUGCUGCUGCUGGGAGCUGUUGUUGUUGUUAGCAGCGCCUCCCCGCCUCUCUCCCCAGAGGCAGCAGCGCAGCGGCGCCCAGAGGAUUGCGCGCGGCUGAGCCAACUCCCAGGGAACCCGCUCGGGGGAGCGUGUGCGCGUCGGGGGGAAGCGGGCGGUUCGCGCCUCGCCGAGGAGAAAACUUUCUGCUCUCCGGACAUGGGAGGCUCACUACUCUAGAUAAAGCAGCACUGCCGAGCAAAACAACCGCCGAGGAGGCGCUCGAGGCCGCCCAGGACUUUUUCCGUUUCUCUGAUUUGCAAGUUGGGUAUUGUCUAAGGAAGGAGAACCAACAUACUGUACAAACCCAGAAUUUUAAAGAAGGAUCAAGGAAUAAACAGUUUAGUGUUUGCAUAGGAAUUGGAAGGAGAAUGAUGUAAGGCAGAGAUCAAAGAUGCUCUCCAGACUUGACACUUGUGAUGCAGUGAUCAGCAGCAGAAGAGAGCAAAGGAAAUUGAAUAUGGCCUCAUAGAAUUGAACUUUGGAGUGUUUAUGAUGUCCACAGGUGCGAGUGGCAGGAAAAAGCAUCAGGCUGUGAGCCUCGAAGGAGUUGACCCAGAAACCUGCAUGAUAGUGUUUAAAACUCACUGGGCACAGGUGGUGAAAAUAUUAGAGAAGCAUGACCCUUUGAAAAAUAUUCAGGCAAAAUAUGGGGCAAUUCCUCCUGAUGAGGCCAGCACUGUGCAGAAUUACGUAGAACACAUGCUCUUCCUGUUAAUCGAAGAACAAGCAAAAGAUGCUGCCAUGGGACCUAUCCUGGAGUUCGUUGUUACCGAGAAUAUCAUGGAGAAACUCUUCCUUUGGAGUCUCAGACGGGAGUUCACUGAUGAGAUGAAAAUCGAACAGUUGAAGAUGUAUGAAAUGCUUGUCACUCAGUCCCACCAGCCCUUGCUGCAUCACAAGCCCAUCUUGAAACCUUUGAUGAUGUUGCUGAGCUCUUGCUCAGGAACUACUACACCAGCCGUGGAAGCUGAGCUGGUGGUUCUUCUCAACCAGCUGUGCUCAAUCCUAGCCAAAGAUCCAUCUAUUUUAGAACUCUUUUUCCAUACCAGCGAGGACCAAGGAGCUGCAAACUUCCUAAUUUUCUCUCUCUUGAUUCCUUUCAUUCAUCGAGAAGGGACUGUGGGCCAACAGGCUCGUGAUGCACUGCUUUUUAUAAUGUCACUUUCUGCAGAAAACAAUGUUGUUGCUAACCAUAUAGUAGAAAACACUUACUUCUGUCCGGUGCUAGCCACGGGCUUAAGUGGCCUAUACUCAUCUUUGCCUACAAAGUUGGAAGACAAAGGAGAAGAAUGGCACUGUCUGCUGAAAGACGACUGGCUUCUUUCUCCAGCUCUUGUCCAAUUCAUGAACUCCCUCGAGUUCUGCAAUGCUGUAAUACAGGUGGCACAUCCUUUGAUUCGGAUGCAGCUUGUGAAUUACAUUUAUAAUGGGUUUCUGGUACCAGUUAUGGCCCCAGCAUUGCAUAAGGUGACUGUGGAGGAAGUAAUGACUACAACUGCCUAUUUGGAUCUCUUCUUGCGGAGUGUUUCAGAACCUGCUUUACUACAGAUCUUCCUCCGAUUCAUCUUGCUGCACCGCCAUGAGAAUGUGCACAUCCUGGACACCCUCACAAGCCGCAUAAACACUCCAUUUCGGCUCUGUGUGGUGUCCCUGGCAUUGUUCAGAACACUUAUCAGCUUGCAUUGUGAAGACGUGAUGUUACAGCUAGUUUUAAGGUACCUGAUACCCUGUAAUCACAUCAUGUUCAGCCAAAGAUGGGCUGUGAGGGAACGAGAUUGGUAUUCUGUAUCUGCUGCUAGAUUGCUUGCCUUGACUCCAGUGUGCUGCUCUAGUGGGAUUACUCUGACUUUUGAGAAACAAGAAAAAGAUUAUAUCCUGUGGAGGAAAAACAUACACAGGGCAGGUACAACUGAAGAGUCCAGCAGCAGAGGUACUGCAGACUCCACAUGUAUUGUGGAAUAUGGGAAGACUGUUGAUAUCAGUUACCUGCAGUACCUUUGGGAUGCUCAAUCCCUCAUACUCCACUGUAUGAAAGACUGCCAGGUUUGGUCUGCUCCAUAUGAUGGUGAAAGCCCUGAUCCACGUACCUUUAUCCAAACCCUAGCUGACGAGGAUGGUAAAAACCUAGACCAGCCCAUUUUCCGAUUUCAGCACAGAACACCUAGUAAUACAAGUUCCUCUCAGAUGACUCCUUUGGGAGAAAAGUUGCAGCUGGAGCUGGAAUGGGAUGAUAGCUAUGAUACAGGGAUCUCUCCUGGAUCUGAUUCGGGCUCUCCACAGCAUGAUAAUGCUCUAGGCAAUGUAGAGCCACAACCACCUGCAGCGCCGCCAAAGCAUAUUCAGGAAAUGAAGAAAAAUGCAAUCAUGCUGAUCAAAGGGUCAUAUAUAGAAGAAUCAGACUUUCAGGAUGAUGUCAUGGUUUAUAGGUUAUGUGCUGAAAAGGAUGCUCAGGAAGCAGACAAGGAAGCUUCGGUGUCAGAAUCUCAAAGCACAGAUGAUCGGCAGUCGCUCCCUGCCAAUGGUCCCCUUAAAAGUCCCCAGACAGACUCCAGUUUGGAGGAACACAAUAUGAAAAAUUCAAACUUGACCCAGCACGCAACAGUCAAACAAAUCCAUGACAGCGUUGCUGAAACCCCGCAGCCAGACUUGGAACUGAAGCUGUCUUGCCUAGAAGAAGACCACAAUGCUAACACGAGCUUGCUGAGCCCCGAAAGUGAGGAUUUUAUUUCCCAGUGUGAUAACAUCAUUAAGGAGUUGGAUUCUACCCCUACAGAGUUGGUAGAGCUUAAAUUGCUUAUUCCUGAACCAAUCUCUCCCGUGGAAGAGGAAGAAGACUUUGAAAAUUUUUCAGCCGACACACCAUCAGCAGAAAGUAUGCCUUCACCUUUUGGACCAAAAGAUGUAUGGUCCGGCAAUCCAGCAAGGACCCAGAGCAUCCCAUUUACAGGUCCAUUUAUCAGUGUGGUGCUCUCAAAGCUGGAAAACAUGUUGGAGAACUCCUUGCAUGUCAACUUGCUGCUCAUUGGCAUUGUCACUCAUCUGGCAAGUUACCCACAGCCCCUCCUUCGUUCCUUUCUGCUCAAUACCAACAUGGUGUUCCAGCCUAGUGUGCGGUCAUUGUACCAGGUGCUGGCAUCUGUGAAAAACAAAAUUGAGCAGUUUGCUUCCAUUGAAAAGGACUUCCCUGGACUACUCAUAGAAGCCCAGCAAUACCUGCUUUUACGGGUGGACAUGUCAGAUAUUCCUCUGGAGUCAUUGACUAAAGACAAUGCACAGCACAACCAUGCUUUGGGGAAAGGCAGAAACGUUUCUGAGGCUUCCCAGGUCAUCCUGCAACCUUUCUUUGGAAGCAAGGCAAAGAAAGGAACGGCUCUUCCCAGCGCCCCCCUGCACAUCCGGAAUGCCAUCCUGGCAGCUGCCCUCUUCCCAGAGUUUCUCAAGGAGUUGGCUGCUCUUGCACAGGAACACUCCAUACUCUGUUACAAAGUAUUUGGUGACUUUGAGAAUUUUUAUUAGGUUUAAGACUUUUUUUAAAAAAAGGAUGUUUUAAUUUAAAAAAAAAAACCACAGAGAGCUACUUAUAAAGGAAAAUUCUACUUUAUGUUCCUGGUAAUACUUGAUUGGGAGAAACUGUUACACCUUUAUGUUGGGCCUUAUUUCCUACUGUGCAGCAUAGACACUUGAUGUAUUAAUGGAACGAUUUCUUAUUCUACCAUAUUCCCACCCUUCAACUUCCUUACCUCGAGAUCCCUUCUCUGCUAUAGACACUUUUGGUUAAAAAGGCACAAUUGUGUAACCAGCUGAAAGGUGAUUUGCUUUUGUGGGUUGUUGUUUUUUCUAUCUAGGAAAGUUGGUUGCUUUGUAAGAGUGCUUACCAGGAUGAGCAUGUCAAAUCUGAUAAGCCUUUUAUGCAAAUAACAUUUUAGGUAUCUAUUUGCCAGGGGAGGGUCACAAUUCCUUCCCUACUCUCAGCAUUGUGAGUGGCUGGAGUUGUGAAUCCAAAUGGAUUCAACAAAUAUAAGCCUGCGACUUGCUAAAAGCAGGUGCUGUGCUGAAUACAUACCAUAUUGCCUUACACUGUGGACAAGUCUGACACUCUCAGCUGUUGAUUCCUUUGAAGUUUAAAUGAAAUGAGUAAAUGGAUGUUGAGUGCAGACUGUAUGGAAUUCCCUCCUCCCCCCCUGGCCAUUUCUCAGCAUUCUUUGAAAAUGCUAGAUCUCUACCUAAACUAAACGCUCAAGCCUUAAAUUUUAGUAAUAUUUGCACACAAUGAAAUGUUUCUAUGCAAACCGUAGCCUUUUUUGGUAGACCAUAUUUGUACACUUUUAUUGAUAAGCUGAACACAAAUACUCCAGUUAUUGUUUGAGUAGUGUUAAAAGGUUACCUUCAUCUGGGAGUUGUUACUAUCUAUUUUUAAGUACUAUUUUUUUAAACAAAAUUGAAAAAAAUAGCCUGCCUUUAUAAGCUGUGUUUUUCUUUUCUUUUUAGCUUAAAAUGUUAUUUUGGUUCAAGGAAAGCUUUGUGGUAUUGUAAAACACUAGCUGUUUAUUUAUGAUGUAUGUUGACUUGUCCUAACAUUGCACUUUUGAAGGAUGGCAGAAAUGUUUUGCUCCCUGGUAGUAGCGUAGAGGAUGUUACUUGGGACAGAUACACUAGAACCUGUUGCAGCUGCUGUCCAAUAGCUGAAGAAAAUUUUCUUUUGUGAGUAAUGAGACUCAUUAGAACGGGUCCAAACAUGAUGAAUUGCUGCAUUACAGCUGCAUUUCAGUUUGUGCUAGUAAGAGUAAUUGUUCCUCCAGUGCUGAAGUUGGCUUUGUGUUAAUAGUGGCUCUGUGCUUGAAAGCCUUCAUUUUCUUUUACAGUAGGUGAAUAUGACAAACAGCUCCAAAACCAAUGAAAACAGUAUCUGAAGACAAGACUUUGCUCCUCUUUGUAAAUUCCACAUUGAGGUACUAACAGUAGCAGUUGGGGUUUGCAUGUUCUAUGCUAGAACAUAGCACCUGAGCAAAUGGGAAUUUCACAGACAUCUUUCGGGAGGGUUGCCUAAAAUGGUGUGUAUAUUUGUUUAGAAGUGCAAUAAUGGCAAGAGAGGGAUUUCAGUGUCCCCAUUUCUUGCUCCACUGGUCUACUGUGACUGGGUCCAUUUGCUUAGUCUCCUCUCCCACCAUCAUCCAUGGGCGGAUUUAGAAUUCUGCAGGCCAUAGAAAUCAAAGAGGACAGAGCUUCUUCCUUUAGCUUCUCAAAGCAUUGCAAGCUGUAAAAAUCUUAUGCAGGGAAGGAUCUGCCAGUCCUGUUACUUGGCCCGUUCCCCAUGUCUGGUGACAUCUUCCUAAAAAAUAAAAUGAUCUCAUAAUUCUAGUCCUGCUACCUUCUCUGUGGGAAGCGAUCCAUCCUUUUGAUUGACUGAUUAAUUGUGUAUGUGUUAACUGUAGCAUAAUUUUUAAAACUGCUCUGAAAAGACAUUGUAUUUUCAUGCUCUUAUUUAAAGUUAAGAUAGGUGAGGUUUUUUAAAUAACGUGGGUGUGCUAAUCACAUAAAAUGUGAUUAUAUUUGCUGCAUUUGAAAAUCAGACAUUUCAGACGUUGGACAUUUGAAAACCAGCAAGGCUACCAUAGUAUGGACUAUGUAGUAGUUUCAUGAAAUUUUGACAGCUUGUUGCUGAAAGGGAGCAAUCGUGCACACAACCUCGUAAUGUUUAGGCUUGGUUCAAGGGUUAACAGAGCAUUUAAUAGUGGUAUAGAAAAGUAUAACAGAUUACUUUGUUAGAAACUAUUCAUCUUUUGUUUGAAUCAUGAUUACAGCAGGAAGGGCAGAUUCCACUUGUUGGUCAGUCAGUGAAAUGUAGGCCCAGGAUAUGGCAUCUUAUAUUAAUCGGGGAAGGGCCAUAGUUCAGUGGCGGAACAUGUGCUUUCCAUGAAAAAGGUCUCAGCAUCAAUCCCUGGCAUCUCCAGGUAAGACUGGGAAAGAUUCCUGUCUUAAACUCUGCUACUAAGUCAAGUUGCCCUCAAGCCGUUCACUAAUCUUCUGAGCUACAUUCAGUGGAGAUACUUUGUGCCUCUCUUAUCUAAGCCACUGUUAACAUUUGUGAAGUUAGGUUCUUGCUGAGAGUAGAGAGGGGAUAUUUUGUCUCUGUGGAUUUUAAUAAAAUUUAAAAAUAUGAAUUGGAGAAUUACUAUACACAGUCUUUACAGUGACUUUUUGGAGGGUUAGUAAUAGAAAACCACAGAAUGAUAUACACAAAUAAGUAAAAAAGACAGCUACAAAUUGCUGGUAAGCUUGAUGAUCCUUGACACAUAGGAGUACAAAAUACAAAGACUUUGCUAUUUUGGCUUGUUUCAUGUCAAAAGGCACCCAAAUCUUUUUUUAAAAAACAACAACCACCCCUCCAAACAUCUCUGAAAUUGAGUGCUGCAGUCUUCUGGUGUAAUUAUCCGAGCCAUGAUUAUAGCACUAAUUCAAGCUGUAGUGUUGUAAUUAUUCCUAUAUAAAUGCCAUCUCAGGGAAAGUGAAAAUUGCAUCUUGCUUAAUGUGGCUUUGGAUUGCUUUGCAUAAGUAAGCUAUUUGGAAUAAUUUAGUGAUGGGUACUAGCCCAAAAAGGCAUUUAGAAAGCAAGCUAGCCCUAAAAUACUUCUGCAGCAGGAAUAGUUAACAGCUUUCCUUAAGUCAGCUCAAAUUAAGCAUUUUGCUGAUUUGACUACCAUUCUACUAGGGUUUGUUGUGCAUCUGUUAAAGUGACUGGAUCUUUGUGGCCAUUGAUUUAACACUCACAUUAGGCCUCUGUGUUCAGGCUUGGCUUUAAAAAAA
This is a messenger RNA of Podarcis muralis (Common wall lizard), 7463 nucleotides long. NCBI's taxonomy places the organism in Eukaryota, Metazoa, Chordata, Lepidosauria, Squamata, Lacertidae. The record is from RefSeq and is a predicted model, not a curated record.